CGCCGCAUCUCCCAGUCCUCCCGGGCCGGUCCUUCGGUUCCGGCCACCCGCGGGAGCCGCCCGGCUCUCCCCCAGCAGCGGCGGCGGCGGCCAUUCGGGGAAGCGCAGGUCAGCAAGCCAAGGCCACCUCGGCAGGCGCUGCAGGCGCUGAGGAUGCUGCUGCCCCCGAGGAUGCUGCUCUUCCCGAGGCUGCUGCUGCUCGGGCUCCUGGCUGGAGCGGGGCGAGCCGCCCCGGCCCCCUCCACUCUGCCCAUGAGCGCCUCUCCCUUCCCCAUGGUCCCCUCCCCCGCAUUCCAUGGCCAGCGGGAAGGGCCCCUGGCCGCCCUCACCUUUCCGCAGGAGGAAGCCACCCUCGACGAGAUGUUCCGUGAGGUGGAGGAAUUGAUGGAAGACACGCAGCACAAGCUGCAGAGCGCCGUGGAUGAGAUGAAAGCAGAGGAGGAAGCCACGAAAGCUUCAUCAGAAGUCAUCCUGCAAGAGCUGCCUCCCAAUUUCCACAAUGACUCUCACAGUGAAAUCAAGGUUGGAAACAAAACCAUCUACAGGCACCAGGAAAUUGACAAGGUAACCAACAAUCAAACUGGACAAACAGUUGUUUCAGAGACCAUUAUUACCACUAUAAAGGAUGAAGAGAAAAGGAAUCAUGAGUGUAUCAUCGAUGAGGACUGUGGAAUGGGCAAAUAUUGCCAGUUUUCCAGUUUUGAAUAUACUUGUGAACUCUGUAAGAGCCAACAAAUGAGCUGCUCAAGAGAUAGUGAAUGCUGCGGGGACCAGCUCUGUGUCUGGGGUCAUUGUGUAAAAACUGCUUCAAAGGGUAGUAACGGGACCAUCUGUGACAACCAGCAAGGCUGCCAGCCGGGCCUAUGCUGCGCUUUUCAGAAAGGGCUGCUGUUUCCUGUGUGCACACCAUUGCCGGUGGAGGGAGAACCCUGCCACGACCCUUCUAAUAGACUCCUGGAUCUAAUCACAUGGGAGCUGGAGCCUGAUGGGGCGCUAGACCGAUGCCCAUGUGCCACUGGUUUAAUCUGCCAGCCACACAGGCACAGCUUGGUGUAUGUGUGUGAACUCUCCUUCAAUAGAACAAGGCAUGAAGACAAAGAGCAUGCAAUGACAAAUGAGGGCCUUCUAUUCAGCUUGCUGCCUGGAGACAUCACUGAGGACCAGGAAGAGGAUGGAGAUCUUGUUCAGGAAGUCCGUAGGGAACUGGAAAACCUGGAGAGAGGCCUUUCCGAAAUCUCUCUAGAUGAGCCUGCUGUGACCUCUGAUCUGUUUUACGUGGAUGAGAUUUGAAUCGACAAGGACAGCUUUGUAAUCUAGUCUUUUUACAACUGUAAUUGGUGUAUAUUGUCUUGCUUGUAUAGGCCCCAAACACAUUCACUGUUGGAUAGAAGUGCAAUUCAAUAAGUAAUAUAUUUUAAGAGGGGAUAUUCUUUAUGCAUGUUCAGAUGAGGUUUCUUUUUCAGUGUGUUUUCAGUUAAUUUACACAUCUGGACCAAAAAUAGGUUGCA
Messenger RNA from Dromiciops gliroides (monito del monte), 1508 nucleotides. It is a transcript of the gene DKK3, whose product is annotated as dickkopf WNT signaling pathway inhibitor 3. Gene Ontology annotation, cellular component: extracellular region. Lineage: Eukaryota; Metazoa; Chordata; Mammalia; Microbiotheria; Microbiotheriidae. Gene Ontology annotation, biological process: negative regulation of canonical Wnt signaling pathway; multicellular organism development. The record is from RefSeq and is a predicted model, not a curated record. The transcript is spliced from 8 exons. The coding region runs from base 154 to 1290 and encodes 378 amino acids. Gene Ontology annotation, molecular function: co-receptor binding; receptor antagonist activity.